Messenger RNA from Musca domestica (house fly), 480 nucleotides. RefSeq lists its product as uncharacterized. Lineage: Eukaryota; Metazoa; Arthropoda; Insecta; Diptera; Muscidae. Bases 10 to 480 code for a protein of 156 amino acids. The transcript is spliced from 2 exons. The record is from RefSeq and is a predicted model, not a curated record.
AUUAACAAAAUGUUCAACAAUAAAACCAUUUUUCUAAUUGGAGUCCUCUUGGCCAUCAGCAUUGGCCUCUCCUCGUCAGCCGGUUUAUGUAAAGGUUGCAAAGGCAAACUGUUGGUGAAACAAUUGGAAACUCUUGAUAGCAAACGCAAAUGUUGGUUAAGCAUGGAUAAUCAUGUUUUGCUCAACUUUAAAUUGGCUGUCCUGAAAGGCGUGGCUGGUGUCCUUGAAGACCUCUACACAAAAUCCAAUGAUUUGUCUCGAGCCGAAUGUAAAACCGAACCCAUUGCCGAGUGUGAGGCUACAGCUGAUAAAGAUGCCGAUAUUGAAUGCGUUACCAAUCGCAUGAAGGCCAUGGCCAAUGCCUAUGUUCAACUUGAGGAAUGUAAUGGUGAACUGUUGGAUCGUAAAGAUUUGAAUAUGAUGUUUAAGGUAAUGGCUGGAUCUGCCGUGGGAUGGCGUGUUGUCCAUCCUCAGUGUUAA